AGCAGUGUCAGCCCUUCGUCGUCGAUCUUUGAGUGCUCGCUGUCGACAUGUUUGUAGGCGAAGGCGAUACACCGGAGGCUGGCGGCCGCCAUCCCACUGAUUAUCUCUUGGAGCUUCCUCCUCUUGCCCGCGUCGAGUUCGCGUGCCGCGCCGUCUGAACCGACAUACGCAGAGCAACUCGCCAAGACCAUCUCCGCGGCGCCUUUCCAGUGCGCGGUCAGCGUGCCCGUCGCGUUGUCCCUUAUCAUCACGCAGCUGCGCUUCUUGUCGGAGUUGAACGCCUCGACGUGCAACACCUUGCAGCUCCUCUUGAGCGCGUCGGCGUCCAUGCCGAGCUCCGCCACGGCCCAAGACAGCAGGGCCUUCUCUGUCGGGUUGCCCGAUAUCUCCGGUGGCGAGACGUUGUUCGGCUUGUACACGCUUCUAGUGGUGUUGAGCCCUGCUCCCUGGCGCAGAAAACUGACGACGGCGGCGGCGACCGUGGCCGCCGCCUUGGGUCGGUCGGUGCCGACCCAGAACUCCGUCACCUUCAUCUGAUUAAGUGUGAGAGUGCCUGUCUUGUCGGUGCAGAUGGCGGUUACCGAGCCCAUGGUCUCACACGCCGAGAGCGUGCACACCAGCGCGUGCUCCUUGACCAUCCGCUUCAUUGAGAAGGCCAGCGUGAGCGUGACCGCGAGCGGGAGGCCCUCGGGGAUGGCCACCACGAUGAUGGUGAUGGCCUACUGGAAGAUGCCGACGAGCGCGGUGAAGACGAUGUUGAAAGAGACGUGGUGCCUGUCGAACGUCGGGUUGCCCUGCUCAUCCCUGGUGCUGCCCGUGAAGUGGCGUGCGGUGAGCACGGCGAAGACGAGAACCGCGACAGCGAUCCCGACCUUGCCGAUGCUGGAGGUGAGGGCCUCGAGGCGCUCCUGGAGCGGCGUGGGUUCGGUCUUCUCCCUGGUGAUGCUGCCCAUCAUCUCGCCCCAGGCGGUGCCCGUGCCGACGGCGGUGACGAGCAUGUGGCCGCAUCCGUCGAUGACCUUGAAGCCGGAGGCGAGGAACGGGCUCUCCUCGGCGUCGAUGUCGACAGGGUGCGACUCGCCGGUCAUGCUGGACUCGUCCACCUGCAGCGCGUGGCCCUUCAUGAAGACGCCGUCCGCGGACACGGCGUCGCCGAUGUUGAGCACCACGACGUCGCCCACGACGACGUCGAAGAUGGAGAGCUCCUGCCUCCUGCCGCCCCGGACGACGGCGACGACGAUGUUGUCGGACUCGGUGGCGAGCCUGUCGAAGCGCCUGGCCUGGCCGUGGUUGCUGACCGCGGACACGGCGGCGACGAGGAAGACGACGAGGAAGAUGCCGAUGCCGUCGUACCAGCCGUCCUUGAGGCCGUGCUCCUUGAUGCCGAAGCCCAGCGUGCAGCCCAGCACUGGGAUCUGAAGCUUGUUUAGUACAGUAACAUAUAAGGUCCAGCUUUAUUCUGCUCAUAAUAAUAUAAUUGGUCUCACUUUCCUUAUAGGUACCUGAAAUUCUUGGGGUAUGAAGUUGAAUAUGUCCGUAAUUUCACGGAUAUCGACGACAAGAUUAUUAAGCGUGCAAAUGAACGCGGUGAAACAGAUACAAGUUUGAGUAGCCGGUUUAUCAAUGAAUUUCUUCUUGAUAUGACUGAGCUCCAGUGUUUACCUCCUACCUGUGAGCCACGUGUAACAGAGCACAUUGAGCAUAUUAUAGAGUUAAUAACCAAGG
Molecule: messenger RNA, 1725 nt
Organism: Zea mays
Lineage: Eukaryota; Viridiplantae; Streptophyta; Magnoliopsida; Poales; Poaceae
Exons: 2
Coding region: 571-1419 (282 amino acids)
Source: RefSeq, a predicted model, not a curated record